AUGAAUGGCGUGGCGGCAGUGGAACAACGGCAGCAGCUUGCAACAUCACCAGCAGAUUGGGCGAGGGCACCACUACGAUCAGGACUGUCAAGCGCUGGUUCGCUCGCUUCGCAAGCGGAAAUACCGACUUCGAAGACAAAUCCGGGUCGGGACAUCCCCAUACUGUCGAAGACCCUACCAUUCUUGGGUGAACGUGCGACAGUAGAGGAGUUGGUGGAGUUGGUGUACUCGUCAACACGGGUAUGGCAAAGAACACCGACUCUUUUGAACGACUUGUUACCAAAUCGGACGUCUGCGAAUGAGAAGAUGUGGUCUAACGCCAGUGAGAAUGCCUGGGAAGGAGAGAGAAGAAUUUUGAAUGGUUAUCCACAGUAUCAAAGACCUCGAGCCCUUUUCAGGGCUUUGAGAAAGACGAGAUUGUCGAAACGCCAUGCCACAUGCAUUAACGCGAUAUCGGGGUUUGAACUCGAAUGGGUAGCUCGCCCUUGA
Messenger RNA from Necator americanus (New World hookworm), 489 nucleotides. RefSeq lists its product as uncharacterized. Gene Ontology annotation, molecular function: nucleic acid binding. The transcript is spliced from 3 exons. Bases 1 to 489 code for a protein of 162 amino acids. Lineage: Eukaryota; Metazoa; Nematoda; Chromadorea; Rhabditida; Ancylostomatidae. The record is from RefSeq and is a predicted model, not a curated record.